Messenger RNA from Lolium perenne, 1863 nucleotides. NCBI's taxonomy places the organism in Eukaryota, Viridiplantae, Streptophyta, Magnoliopsida, Poales, Poaceae. The record is from RefSeq and is a predicted model, not a curated record.
AUGGUGACUAGCAGCAAAACCGUGAUGCUCCGCAGCUCGGACGGCGAGGAGCUCGUGGUCCAGGCAGAGACUAUGGCGGCGGCGUCCAUGCUGAUCCGGGACAUGCUGGAGGACGACGGCGCGGGCGCCGGCGUGAUCCCGCUGCCUAAGGUGACCGGCCGCAUCCUCGCUCGCGUUGUCGACUACUGCACCUGUCACUACGCGGCCGCGCAUGCUGUCGUCAAUCCCGACCUGGAGCGCUUCGACGCCGAAUUCGUCGGCGGAAUGGACCAUGACACGUUGAUGAGCCUCAUCCUCGCCGCCAACUACCUCGACGUGCAGGGUCUCUUGGGCCUGGCCUGUAAGACGGUGGCCGACCGGACCAGUCGUCGGAAGACGCCGGAGAAGAUUUCUUCCGCUCUUGCUCCACCCAGAGUGCCUAUGGAAUUGCACGCUGGUAACCGCGAGCGACUCGUCGCUGCGCUCCGUGCCCAUCUCUCCGCCUCCACGCGCCCUCUCCGUGGCCUUGUCCUCCUCCAGGGCGGCGAGGAGCGGACUCGCGACUCUACAGAUCACGUCGAGCUUUUCAGGCAGGAGAGCUACUUUGCCUAUCUCUUCGGCGUGCGUGAGCCCGGUUUCUAUGGCGCAGUCGACAUUGCCUCCGGACAGUCCAUCCUAUUCGCUCCAAGGUUGCCACCUGCCUAUGCUGUCUGGAUGGGUGAAAUAAAACCAUCGUCUUAUUUCAAGGGUAUGUACAAGGUUGACAAGGUCUUCUAUACUGAUGAGCUUGCACAGGUUUUGCAAAAUCAGUUCAGUGAUGAGCAUGGGAAGCCUCUUCUUUUCCUCUUACAUGGAAAGAGCACCGACAGUGGAAAUUACUCGAAACCUGCUAGCUUUGAAGGUAUGGACAAGUACUUUGACACCGACUCGAGCACACUUCAUCCUAUCAUAACCGAGUGCCGUGUUAUAAAGUCUGACAUGGAGCUUGCCGUCCUUCAGUACGCUAAUGAUGUUAGUUCAGAAGCACACAUUGAGGUUAUGAGACGAGCAAAACCAGGAAUGAAGGAAUUUCAAUUAGAAAGCAUCUUUCUUCAUCACGCUUACAUGUACGGAGCCUGCCGACAUUGCUCCUACACUUGUAUAUGUGCUACCGGAGAGAACAGUUCUGUACUGCACUAUGGACAUGCUGCAGCUCCAAAUGACCGGACACUAGUGGACGGAGACAUGGCUCUGAUGGACAUGGGAGCUGAAUACCAUUUCUAUGGCUCCGACAUCACAUGUUCAUACCCUAUAAAUGGGAGAUUUACUAGACACCAGACGGUAGUAUACAACGCUGUCCUUGAGGCUCAUAAUGCCGUUAUAUCACACAUGCGCCCGGGAGUAAAAUGGAUUGAUAUGCACAAGCUUGCAGAGCAAAAAAUAUUGGAAUCUUUAGAGAAAGAAAACAUCAUCCAAGGUGAUAUUGGCGAUAUGAUGGCUCGAAGGCUGGGAGCUCUUUUCAUGCCUCAUGGUCUUGGGCACUUACUUGGAAUUGACACCCAUGAUGUUGGAGGCUACCCUGAAGGCUCGGAGAGGCCAAAGGAGCCAGGACUAAGCGCCUUGCGAACCAUUAGAGAACUUAAAGAAGGGAUGGUUAUUACUGUCGAACCAGGCUGUUACUUCAUUGAUGCUUUGCUGGGGCCUGUUAGAGAUGACCCAAUUUCCUCUAAGUUCUUCAAGUGGGAAGAAAUUGAAAAUUAUAAAAGGUUUGGUGGCGUUCGUAUUGAGAGUAAUUUGUAUGUGACGGCCCAAGGGUGCAAGAACAUGACAAAUUGCCCAAGAGAGACCUGGGAAAUCGAAGCGGUGAUGGCGGGUGCACAUUGGCCUUUGCCUGCUAAGAACUAG